UUUACUUAUAUUUUGGUCUCUAUAUAAUAAUAUAUCUCUUUCUCUUUCAUUUUUGUGUUUCCUCUUUCUAGGGCUUCAAGUUUCAACUUGAAGUAUUAAACUUUCUAAUGUUUUCACAAAUAUGGUUGCAUUAGGGUACUGACCCAGAAAAGAAGGAUCAUCAUAAGGUACUAAAGAGGAGAUUGAAAGGAAAGAGAAAGGAAAAAACAAAGAAAAGUGAAGAAAGAGGUAAAAAUUGUUCAAAAAUAGUAAGAAAGAAAAAAAAAAGGAAAAAAUUUAAUUUUGUAGAGGAAAUUUAGUGUGAGGAAAAGAGUGAAUAGACAUAAGAAGGAUGGGAAGAGGAAGAGUAGAAUUGAAGAGGAUAGAGAACAAAAUAAACAGACAAGUUACAUUUGCAAAGAGAAGAAAUGGUCUUCUUAAGAAAGCUUAUGAACUUUCUGUUCUUUGUGAUGCUGAAGUUGCUCUUAUCAUCUUCUCUACUCGUGGAAAGCUUUAUGAAUUUUGUAGCACUUCUAACAUGCUCAAAACUCUUGAUAGGUACCAGAAAUGUAGUUAUGGUGCUGUGGAAGUUAGCAAACCUGCCAAGGAACUUGAGCAGAGCAGCUACCGUGAAUACUUGAAGCUGAAACAAAGAUUUGAAAAUCUUCAAAAGACCCAGAGAAAUCUUUUAGGGGAAGACUUGGGCCCACUGAAUUCUAAAGAUCUUGAGCAGCUUGAAAGGCAAUUAGAUUCAUCUCUGAAGCAAGUUAGAUCCACAAAGACACAAUUCAUGUUGGACCAAUUAGCUGAUCUUCAAAAUAAGGAACAUAUGUUGGUAGAAGCAAACAGAUCCUUGUCAAUCAAGUUGGAUGAAAUCAAUUCAAGAAAUCACUACAGGCAAUCAUGGGAAGCUGGUGAUCAAAGCAUGCAAUAUGGUGGUCCACAAAAUGCUCAUUCUCAGAGCUUCUUCCAGCAGCUGGAAUGCAAUCCCACAUUACAGAUUGGUCCUGAUUAUAGGUACAACAAUGUAACUUCAGAUCAGAUAGCUUCAACAAGUCAAGCACAACAACAAGUGAAUGGCUUUGUUCCUGGAUGGAUGCUUUAAUUGAGAGCUAAACUCAAUAUUUAGCUUGCUACAUAAAAAGGGAAAAAGCCAAUUAAUAUGAUGGCAUUCAAGGCAAUGUGUAAAUGAUUAUGCUACUGUGCUUCUAUUGUUUUUUACUUUUGAGGUAUAAAAACAGCUAUGACUUUUACUUGAAGCUGCUAAACCUUAGCCAUAGAAAUAUGGCAUUCAAGAAAUUUAUAAUAUUGAGCAUCUUGGAUUUAAUA
Messenger RNA from Cicer arietinum (chickpea), 1308 nucleotides. RefSeq names its product agamous-like MADS-box protein MADS2. Gene Ontology annotation, biological process: positive regulation of transcription by RNA polymerase II. Gene Ontology annotation, cellular component: nucleus. The record is from RefSeq and is a predicted model, not a curated record. Gene Ontology annotation, molecular function: DNA-binding transcription factor activity; protein dimerization activity; RNA polymerase II transcription regulatory region sequence-specific DNA binding. Lineage: Eukaryota; Viridiplantae; Streptophyta; Magnoliopsida; Fabales; Fabaceae.